CGUGGCGCGACGCCCUCCAGAGUCCAACCUGAGUUCCGAACGUAGUUUAAAAUCGAUGCUUCUCGCAGGUUAACGUUCAGUCUGCGAGGAACCUCCGCGCGCGUCAUAUCAUCGCACCAGGUGUACUCGGAAAACACCCCUUGUCUGUCACGCGUCGAAAACAAAAGCUCACUUUGUUCAACUUGUUCCGAAACCGGAAUGAAAUUUUGUCCGAAAUGAUCUACAGCCGAUCGUUAAAAAUGACGAGAGAAAAAAAAGAAUCGUUGAAAUGAUUUUGAAAAAUGACGCAUGAAUGGCAAAAUUUUCUUAACGAUAUAACGGAAAAUGAAUCUUCGCCGACUUUUUCUGGGAUCGAUUUCAGACUUACGUUACGAAUAUGGGGAGGAACAUUCGAAAGAUUACUACGAGAGGAUCGUCUGUAAUUUGUACGAUAAAAAAAGUGUAUUCAAAAAAAUUUUACCGCCGAGUUUUAAACAGUAGAGAAAUCAUAGAUCGUUGAAUAUUCGUGUAGAAAAUCUUUUCGACGGUUGUGAAUGUGCUUGAAAAUUUCCAUCUGCUCCUGCAGACGGACGUCGAGAAGGCGCCGAAAAACGGAGGAAAAAUAUUCUCCGAGUUUGUCAUCAGCUUCGCUUACGUCGUCACCGGAAGAAAAAACCGGAGUUCUCCAAACGAAUCUCAAAAAUUUGGUUCACAUGAACGAUCUCUGAGGAAGGAUCUAUUUUUUCAUCGUAGACGAUAGCAUGAAGCACGGUGAUUCCUUUUCGACGUUGGCCAACUACCGUUACCUCUGCGUAUUGUUCACUCUGCUCUGGCUGGGCGAUCACGUGACAUCGAUCAACUCGAGAUCAUGUAACUCACCUUUGGGGAUGGAGUCCGGUGAUAUUCCAGACUCCGCGGUCAACGCGUCAUCUUCAUACGUAACGAACGUCGGACCACGUUACGCCCGAUUACGCAAGGAAACUGCGGGUGGCGCGUGGUGUCCGAAGAGACAGAUCGAAGCGGAAGUCCGCGAGUGGUUAUUGGUGGAUCUGGGUGGUUCCCACCUCGUGAGAACGAUCCAAACACAGGGACGUUACGACCACGGCCGCGGUCAAGAGUACGUCGAAGAAUACACGGUGGAAUACUGGAGACCAGGAUUCUCCGAAUGGCGAGAAUACCGCAGAUGGGAUGACGAAAAGAUAUUGACGGGAAACACCGACACGGCUACCGUCGUAUCCCAAGAAAUGGUACCCCCGAUUAUAGCCAGUAAAAUUCGUCUGCUGCCUCAUUCGGUUCACAGGCGCACAGUGUGCCUUCGUAUCGAGCUAAAGGGGUGCCCCGAGACCAGUGGUGUGGUGAACUACGCCAUCCCUGAAUCUCCGGUGACAGAACUAAGCGACACCUUAUACGACGGUCGUCGACAACACGGCGUACUCUUUGACGGUCUGGGUCGGUUAAUGGACGGGGAGAUUGGCGCCGACGACUACAGAAUUGACAUGGGCUAUGGAAAAGGCACGAGCUGGGUUGCUUGGAUGAGCGAUUCCUUUCCAACGAACUACGUCGAACUCGUCUUCGAGUUUGACGAGAUCAAGGUUUUUCACGCCGUCCACCUGUACGCAAACAACUACUUUUCCAGGGACGUGCAGGUGUUCUCGAAGGCAAAAAUAUGGUUCAGUGUCGGUGGUCAGUUCUAUAAUGGAAGACCACUUUCUUACUCUUACAUGCCGGAUACAGUAUUAGAAAAUGCUCGUAACGUAACGAUCGGUCUGCACGGAAGAAGCGGACGAUUUGUCAAGUUACAUCUCCACUUCGGCAAUCGAUGGAUCAUGAUUAGCGAGGUCACCUUUGAGACGUCGAGCUUGUAUGAUAAUACAACGGAAGAAGUGAACUCCGAGGCCAAUGCAGGCGGCAACGAGGUACCUGGGAAUUCGGAGCUGGACCUCACUUUACAAACGAUUACAGCCAGAGAAAAAGGUCAGGAGUACGUCGAGGUCCUCAUAGGGGUUCUAACGGCGAUAACUCUGCUGUUACUACUCGUAUUCGUCAUCAUAUUACUGCUAAGCAGGAGACAGAAACUGCAGAGCUCACCGACUGUACUAAAAAAUCCAUUCGGAUUCGCCGUGAACAUGAAGGGUUUACUGUUGAAUCUGACGCCCAGCGGAAUGUUGCGCGACAACACGCACGCCUCCCCCGGGGCAGGGGAAGAUUUGAGCAUGCACGAGUCCCUGACAAUGGAGCAAUUUCACUCGCCGCUGGUUGCAGCACAGUCGCUCUCCUACGAACCGACCUACGCGACGGUCUUGAAAAACGCUUCUCCGGAGACGUCCAAAGAUCUGGAAGACGCGGACGAGCCGGAACCUCCCUUUCAGGAUGUUUACGAGCACAAGUCCCGUUCGGAGGCAAAAAUGGAUUUGACGGUGGGCGGCGGAGGCGAAAGAUCACCGUGCGGCUACUCCUCGCCGAGCUUCCAAAACAAGGGCGGUUCAUCGGUAUCCAGACAGCAAUACUCUACGUCGCACUCCCAAAAUUAUAGGACCCUGCAGAGUAAUUCGAGCGGAAGUUCGAGGGCGUUAACCAACGCGGUGAUAUCGUCGACCUCCCAGAGGGACCUUGACCUCUGGCACUCGAAACGUUGGCACACGGCGCCCAAGGAGAAACACAAGAUACCGGCGCCCGUGGUCUGCUGGAACAUAGCGCCCAGCAUGAGCAAGCCCUACAAGUGCAAGGAAACGGAGCCCACAGAAAUUCCGAGGCAGUGUCUUCGCGUUACCGAGAAGCUCGGGUCAAGCCACGUUGGCGAGGUUUUUAUCUGCGAGACCGUCGGACUGGACGUCGUGGUCCCCGGAUCGGGGAAACUGGUGAUCGCCAGGGUGCCUCCGAUCGGCGACGAGGAGAGGAGCGCUCCGCGGGUGGAAGCGAUGAGGGAAGUCGGUUUCCUCGCGAAUCUGGUCGACCCAAACUUGGCCCGAAUCUUUGGAGUCUGCGUGGCGGAUCCGGGUCCCUGGAUAAUUUUGGAAUACACGGAACUGGGAGAUCUAGCUCAUUAUCUGCGGUACAGCGUGCCGUUGACUGGCACCUUACGUCCCAGCUGCAACUUGAAAGCUCUGAGUCAAAGCUGUCUCCUUUACAUGGGGGCUCAGAUAGCGUCGGGCAUGAGAUUCCUCGAAUCAAGAAACCUCGUCCACAAAGAUCUCGCCGCCCGAAACUGCCUUCUCGGACGAUCCUACACGGUCAAAGUCACCGACAUCGCGAUGUGCAGCGAUCUUUACAAAAAAGAUUAUUGCGACAUCGGCGGCAGACCGCCGGCCCCUAUCAGGUGGCUUCCGUGGGAGAGCAUUUUGUUGGACAGAUACACUUGCGCGAGUAGCGUCUGGUCUUUCGCCGUGACAUUUUGGGAGGUCAUGAGCCUAGCGCGAGAGAAACCCUUUCAACACCUGAGUAAUGAACAAGUUAUACAAAACGCCGAGCUUAUGUACUACGGUGGCGAACUUCAAGUAUUUUUGCCGAAACCCACGAUGUGCCCGGAUAAAGUUUACAAGGUGAUGUGCUCUUGCUGGAAACGCGACGAAACGGGGCGUCCGAGUUUCAAGGAAAUCUGCGCGUUCCUCAGCAGCGUUAACGGUGACUUCAGGCCAACGUAGAUAAAUGAGUAUUCGUUUUCAACUGUGAUAAAAAAAAAAAUAAAAAAUAAAAUAAAAUAACAUCAAAUAUAGUUGUAUCUGUCCGAUGAAUCUAUUCGCGAAAAGAUGCCCGAUGAAAAAAUUUGAAAUUUUCUAAUUUUUAGACGCAGAAGAGUAAAGUGUAAUUGAAAUAAAGAAAGAGUUAAAGAUUUCGAGGUUCCGAAAAUUGGGAAAAAAUUGACGGUAUCCGUGAAAUAUAUGGCACACAUUGAUGAAUAUAAAUACCAAAUGAUACAUGCUUGCGAAACGAACUGAGAUCAAAGCCCAAAAUUUAUGUAUUUCAACCCUCUGACUAUCCGCAGACAAGAAAGGCUAAAAGAAAGAGAAAAAAAUACAUCAUGUAGCAUAUUAUAUAUAAAUUUCGAAUAAAUCGUAGCUGCUCGUUAUCGGUGAGAAGUGUGAAUUUCGCCGAAAACUUGAUCUCAGAAUAUUUUUUGAGAACAAAAAACACCCCCUCGAUGCAUUUCUCUCUAAAAAAAAAAAAAAACGAAAAAAAUUAAUUAAAAAAAAAAAUCAAGCUACCUUUAGUGGCAGCGCAGCCAAAUACCGCGGCACACAUGAUCCUAAUGUUCUCUUCCUAUUAAAUUAGUAAUUAUUAUAACGAGUGUGUAAAAUUUUCGAUUCACAACGAUGAUAAUGAUAGUAAUCAAUGGCACGCAGCCAAAAGGGUUGAUAGAGUUUAACGCAAAUCUUGAAUCAACGACUCAUUGGAGACUCUGUAUACCAAAAAUAUAUAAUGUAUAACGUAAGCCCUGAAGGGAAUGAGAAAAAAAAAAUACUGUUAGUUCGUUAUUUCUAUGAGAUUGCAACAGAAGAUGUUAUCGUGUACAGAUAUUACCUAUUGUAACAGCUCCAUCGCUAUGAAUUAAUGAUAAUGAAUUAUACUGUAAAAUGUAACAACUGAUUCUAGUCUUGAAAAAGAGAAAAAAAAAAAGGAAGGAAAAGAAGAUUAAACAAAAAAAAAAAGAAACAAAGCCAA
This is a messenger RNA of Athalia rosae (coleseed sawfly), 4638 nucleotides long. Its product is annotated as discoidin domain-containing receptor 2-like. Gene Ontology annotation, molecular function: collagen binding; ATP binding; protein tyrosine kinase collagen receptor activity. The record is from RefSeq and is a predicted model, not a curated record. Gene Ontology annotation, cellular component: signaling receptor complex. The transcript is spliced from 17 exons. NCBI's taxonomy places the organism in Eukaryota, Metazoa, Arthropoda, Insecta, Hymenoptera, Athaliidae. Bases 741 to 3620 code for a protein of 959 amino acids. Gene Ontology annotation, biological process: protein phosphorylation; positive regulation of kinase activity; multicellular organism development.